Molecule: messenger RNA, 941 nt
Organism: Rosa rugosa (rugosa rose)
Lineage: Eukaryota; Viridiplantae; Streptophyta; Magnoliopsida; Rosales; Rosaceae
Product: TMV resistance protein N-like
Exons: 3
Coding region: 312-794 (160 amino acids)
Biological process (GO): signal transduction
Source: RefSeq, a predicted model, not a curated record
UUUCUCUUUCCAUUUUGUUAAGAGGGUUCGACCUGACUCGGAUCGCAUUGACUGACUGGUAAAGUCUGAAGGCCAGAGUCUCCUCCUGCUAAAGUCUUCACGAUCUAGAUCCAUCCUCACCCAUUUCUUUCAGCUAGUCUCUCUAAUCUCACUAAAUCUACACUUCUCGAUCUCAGUCUCGCCCUUGCUUGCUUCUCGAUCUUGUUAUAUUUUCUCUUCAACUACUGCUGCUACGUGAUUCCCAUAUUUGAAGACUGAACCGCAACUUCAAAUUGACCCCUAACUCAGCAGGACAGUAGGUUCAAUUGGAAAUGAGCACAGAGAGCUCUUCACCUCCUCGGUGGAAAUAUGAUGUCUUUUUGAGUUUUAGAGGCGAGGAUACUCGAAAGGCUUUUACAGACCAUUUAUACACUGCAUUGGAUCAUCAAGGAAUCAUAACUUUCAGGGAUGAUCCUGAACUUCACAAAGGGGAAGCUAUUACUCCAGCACUUUCUGCUGCAAUUGAAGAAUCAAGAUUUGCCCUCAUUGUUCUCUCACAAAAUUAUGCAUCGUCAACGUGGUGCUUGGAUGAACUUGUAAGAAUUCUUGAAUGCAUGAAAGCAAGAGAAACGGUGCUGCCAAUGUUCUAUGAUGUUGAUCCUUCUGAUGUACGAAAGCAUACAGGGAGUUUUGGAGAAGCAUUUGCUAUUCAUGAAGAAAGGUUUAAGGAUGAUAAAGAGAAGGUGCAAAGAUGGAGAUCUGCUUUAACUGAAGUCUGCGAGUUUCUCUGGUUGGAAUUCAAAGGAAUGGUAUGAAUCAAAGCUUGUUAGAGAUAUUGUUGAAGUAAUAUGGACAAAACUGCAACCUACAUCAUUCAGUUAUGCAGAAAAUCUAGUUGGAAUUUACUCCAGAUUGCAGCCAGUCAAUUUGCUUUUAGGUGCAGGGGUCGAUGACGUCCGCUU